AUGUGCAGACAGCAGCUUAAACAGUUGCCACUUUUCUUGGCCUUGGCCCUGACGGUGGCAACAACAACAGCAGCAAGAAGAACAACAACGACAGAAGGAGCACAAAACAAUAUUGAACAAUUGCGACAACUUGGCUUGGGAAAUGUGGUCAAGCUGCCGCUGUACAGCGAUUUGCCGCUAUCAAAGUACGACUUCAUUGUGGUGGGCGCUGGAGCAGCUGGCUGCACUUUGGCUGCACGUCUCUCGGAGAAUCCCAACUGGAGCGUCUAUCUCAUUGAGGCAGGUGGCGUUGAGAACCUAAUGCAUCUGGUGCCGUUGAUGGCGCCCUCUCUACAGUUAACCGCCUCCAAUUGGAACUACAAAUCCGUGCCACAGCGUCUCGCCUGUUUUGGCAUGCACAAUCGGGAAUGUGCCCUGCCAAGGGGCAAGGUCUUGGGAGGCACAAGUUCCAUUAACUUUAUGAUCUACAAUCGUGGCAAUCGACGGGAUUUUGAUGUCUGGGCGGAGCGAGGAAAUCAUGGCUGGAGUUAUGACGAUGUCUUGCCCUAUUUCCUGCGCAGUGAGUCGGCUCAGUUGCAGGGAUUGGAACAAUCGCCGUAUCACAAUCACAGUGGACCACUCAGUGUGGAGGAUGUACGGUAUCGCUCCACAUUGUCCCACUCGUAUCUGCGCGCUGCUCAAGAGGCGGGACAUCCACGCACCGACUACAAUGGGGAGUCCCAAUUGGGAGUAUCCUAUGUUCAGGCCAACACGCUCAAGGGCAGGAGACACAGCGCCUUUCGGGCCUACAUUGAGCCAGUGCGUGCGCAUCGCAAGAAUUUGCACAUUCUGACAAUGGCAAGGGUCACUCGCAUCCUCAUCGAUAAGGCGACCAAGUCGGCCUAUGGCGUCGAGGUGCGACAUGCUGGCAUUCAGUAUCAGAUACGAGCACGCAAGGAAGUUAUUCUCUCGGCGGGUGCCUUCAACUCGCCACAGCUAUUGAUGCUUUCGGGGAUUGGGCCAGAGGAUAACCUAAAGGCCAUUGGGAUUCCCCUGGUGCAGGCAUUGCCCGUGGGUAAACGCCUCUACGAUCACAUGUGUCAUUUUGGACCCACCUUUGUGACCAAUACGACGGGACAGACACUCUUCACCUCCCGCUUGACGCCCCAGAGGAUUGGCGAUUUUCUGCUGGGACGUGCAGACACCUUGGUCUCCAGCAUUGGUGGCGUUGAGACUCUCACAUUCAUUAAGGUGCCAACGGCAAAAUCUCACGCCAAGCAGCCAGAUAUUGAGCUCAUCCAGGUAGCCGGAAGUCUGGCCAGCGAUGAAGGAACUGCACUAGCACGUGGCGCCAACUUUAAGCCUGAAAUCUACAACAAAAUGUAUCGUGAUCUCACGCGUAGUCAACAGGAUCAUUUCAGUUUUCUGAUCAUGCAGUUUAAGCCGAAGUCCGUUGGACGUCUUUGGCUCCAUACACGCAAUCCCCUCGAAUGGCCACGCAUUGAUCCCAAGUACUUCAAGGUCGAACAGGAUGUGGAGGAGUUGCUGGAGGGCAUUAAGGAAUCCAUACGGAUUUCAAAGAUGCCAGCACUUCAAGCAAUUGGCACUAGACUACUGGAUAUUCCUGUCCCUGGCUGCGAGAGUCAUCGAUUUGGAUCCGAUGAUUAUUGGAGAUGUUCGAUACGAACCUUGUCAUACACUUUACAUCAUCAGGUUGCCACCUGCCGCAUGGGACCGGCAAGUGAUACUACAGCCGUGGUUAGUCCCCAACUGAAGGUGCAUGGCAUGCGACGACUCCGUGUCGUGGACACCAGUGUCAUCCCAUUGCCACCCACAGCACACACAAAUGCAGCGGCCUUCAUGAUCGGCGAGAAGGCAGCCGACCUCAUAAGGGCCGAAUGGAAUUGACUAACAACUGGACGGACACUCAAGCGAUUGUUAUGAUUUUAAUAUACAUAUAAAUAGUAUAUAAUAAAGUAUUUAUUUAUAUUUAUUUGGGUCAAUAAA
Drosophila innubila is the source of this 1986-nucleotide messenger RNA. RefSeq names its product glucose dehydrogenase [FAD, quinone]. The record is from RefSeq and is a predicted model, not a curated record. The transcript has 2 exons. Lineage: Eukaryota; Metazoa; Arthropoda; Insecta; Diptera; Drosophilidae. Gene Ontology annotation, molecular function: oxidoreductase activity, acting on CH-OH group of donors; flavin adenine dinucleotide binding. Bases 1 to 1887 code for a protein of 628 amino acids.